This is a messenger RNA of Mercenaria mercenaria, 4973 nucleotides long. RefSeq lists its product as uncharacterized. The transcript is spliced from 2 exons. The coding region runs from base 247 to 3438 and encodes 1063 amino acids. Gene Ontology annotation, molecular function: DNA binding. Gene Ontology annotation, cellular component: nucleus. The record is from RefSeq and is a predicted model, not a curated record. Lineage: Eukaryota; Metazoa; Mollusca; Bivalvia; Venerida; Veneridae.
UUUGGAACCCACACUUUUGAGCGCUACUAAAAGAUUCAAGCAUUGCUCGUCUCUAGCUUGCCUUAGAGGUUUGUACCACGUCUGACCAUUGAAAGAAGAAAAUAAGAAAACAGGCAUGUGUUUCACAGACUAACUUCAAAAUUGAAGAAGAUAAAAGUGUGUUUAAGAGAGAGCAUUUGGAUUUGAUCAAUGUCAGUUAACAUGAACACCAUGCUGAAUUUGUUGAAAAGGUAUUAGAAAAAGAAAAUGAACAAAGAAUAUCAGAAAUCGGAGAAAGACAAAUCUGGUGAUACUUCUGCAAUGGAUGAGCACGGUAAGGCAACCAACAAACAUGAUAUCACAGACAAAAUUUUUAACCAACCAGAGUCUGAAAAUUCACACCAAAAUAAGAUAUAUCCAGGCAUUGAAACUGCUUGUGCAAACUUCUUAAAUGACAGAAAGAAAGAUUGCUUCAAAGUAUCAAAUGGUGAAGUGGUAGACUUAUUCCAUUCUAUUUAUGAAGAAUUUAGUAAAGCCAAGAAUGAACAAAUACGGAAGAAGGUAGGGAGCAUACCUGACAAAAAACAGAAAUUACAUGAAAUUAUUUGUUCAAAAUUGAGAUUCCCCCAAGGAAGUGUUUUAAGAGGCAGUUUUAAUAUUUGUAGUUUUAGAAUAGAUAUAGUUGAGGAUUCCGAUAGAGAUAUGCUCCAGGAAAAAUGUGUAUCAAAUAAUCUCACACUUGAAUAUGUAUUAGCAGCCGAUCAAAAACUGAAAGAAAUGAGUCAUCUUGGUAGAACUGAAAAACUCUGUAGAGUUCUUUGCAAGAAAGUUGGAGUUGAUGAAGAAAUGGUAAACAAAUUCUCGCUUGAGUUAAAAGUUAAGAAACAGGACAGAAUUCUUAGAAGAUUAAAAGAAAGUAGUGGAAAGAAGAAAAUGGAAACUAUGAUGAAAUCUAUUUUUUAUCUUCCAUUGAAGAAAAAGGAUUUAUUAAAGGAAUUGCAAAAUACACCAGAGAAUUUUGACUUGGACUUCUUACAAAAUAGAAUUACAGAACUUACAAAUGGUUUACUGGUUGAUAUAUUUCAAGCAGUGAAAGGUGAUCGCAAACAGCUUCGUAGUGUUUUGUGCAGUCAGUUCGCAAAGCUGUGGUCAGUCAAAGCCAAAACUUUAAAUGAGCGAGUAAUCAAAACUGUGAAUGAAGCAGAAAGGCUGAAGGAAUCUGGGCAGGAUAAGGAAUUGGAGAUAUUCUUGAAUUUGCCUUUCUUUGAAACAAUUUACUCUGUUAGUUCAUCACCAUUUCAUACACAGAUGAAAGAAACUGAACAUGAUACCAGACCACCUGUCAGUUGUACAGGUACAGAGAAUGAAAAUUAUUCCCAGGGUUCGGUCUCACAGGCUUGCCCUGCAGGAACUCAGAUUAAACCGGAAAUUACAGAUACAGACAAUGAAAAUGACAGUCCUCUAUAUAAUCUAGAUGACUGUAUUGAAGGAGAAGAUAAUCCUAGUCUAAUAUUAGAUGUUCACCAAGAUUAUGAAUUGGAGGAUACAACAACCAGCAAGAAAAGACGCAAAGCUUAUGAUAAUGCUUUCAAACUCCGUGUUGUUCAGUUUGCUGAGAAUAAAAGUAAUCGUGCUGCUGAGAGAAAAUUUGGUGUUAAGGAAAAGUCUGUACGCUACUGGCGCAAAGCAAAAGAUAUAAUACAGCAGAGACCACAGAAUAUGAAGAAAAACCGUAUUUCGAAAAUAAAAGACCUAGAAAUGAUAGAAAAAGAUUUAUGUAAAUGGUUUUUGUAUUAUCAAGGUAAAGGUUCUAUUAUUGGUAAGAAAGAAAUUAUGUCAAAAGCAAAGAUGUUGUCUAAAGAUCCAAAAUACAAAAUAGACACCAAGCGUUACUUUUUUGGAACUACGUGGUGUACCAACUUUUUGAAAACAUACAAUCUAAUACUUAGUCGAAGUAAAAAAAAAUCAGUGGGAAAAGAAACAGCUUCUGUCAAUACAAAAUUCAACGAUGGAAAUUCGGAUGAAUCCAGUAGAUCAGGAGAGGAAAUAGAUGAAGACAUUUCUGAUACUGAUGAAAGUGAUAGCGAAUCAGAGAAGAUAGGGACUGAUGACUUUGUUUGUAAUGAUGAUGAUUCUGGUGAUGCAUCAUUUGAUGAGAUUUGUAAUGGUGUUGGAGAACAAGAUGCAGUUGAGAAAGAUACAAGUAAUGGAAAAAGUGAAAUUGUUGUAGAUGAUGAAACAACUACAAACUCAAAUGAAUGUGAAGUGGAAUUAGAUGAAUUUAGAGAUAGUCAAGAAGUUGAUAUUGAAAACAAAUUGCACUUUGAUUCUGAAGGUGUACCAGCAACUGAUUCUGAAAGUGUACCAGCAACUGUUGGCAAUUUAUCUGAAGAUUCUAUUGUGUUGGAAAGUAGACAUACAGAAACAGAUCAUGAUAAAAAAUGUUCAGAAACAGAAGAUGCAUUUAUUAGCAAAGGACAAAAAAGAAAACGCUCUUAUUUUGGCAGUGCAUUCAAACUUGAGGUGAUACAGUUUGUAGAGAAAUCGGGUAAGAGAGCCGCAGAGGAGAAGUUUGGAAUAACUGAAAGUCUGUUAAAUGAAUGGUGUAAUGCAAAAGCUUCUAUUGAAGAGAAAGCUAAGAAUAAAAGGAAAACCAGACAUCCACCAAAGUUUGAAGAAGAUUUAGUUUUAUGGAUCCAAGGUAUGCAAGAAAGUGGUUCUGUAAUUACUGCAAAGUUGGUUGCUACAAAGGCGAGGGCAUUACGUGAUGAAGGGAAGUAUGAUAUGGAUCCUUUUGACUACAAAUUUUCAGAUAGUUGGGCUCAUAAAUUUUUGCGGAGAUACGGGCUGAUUGUAGACAGAAAAAAGAAAAGUGUUAAUGAUAAAGUUGACAAAAAUGAUUCCAGAAAUAAUUCAAACACUGAUAUCCCACCUGAACUAUUAGGCAUACCAAACCAGUCAGGCAGCGAAACAUCCGAUGGUAAGCUAAGACGACAAUCAUACGAUAAUGCAUUUAAAAGUAGUGUUAUCAGCUUUGCUGAAAGUUCUAGUAAUGUUUUAGCAGUGCGAGUGUUUAAGAUUUCUGAAAAGCUUGUUCGAGACUGGAGAAAAUCAAAAGACUCUAUUGUAAAUGGGCCAAAGGACAAAAAGCGUCAUGUUACAGGACAUGUGCCAUUUGAACAGCUGGAAAAAGAUUUAGUUUCAUGGUGUGAAAGUUUAAAGAGAGAUGGGAAAAAGCUCUCAAGAAGUAUAGUAAUGUUGAAGGCAAGACAGUUGGCUAAAGAAGGAAAGUAUAAUGUAGAUACUAGUGAGUUUAAGGCAUCGUAUGGAUGGUGUACUAAUUUUUUUAGGAGAAAUGGUUAUGUGUGUGAAGUUGGCGAUAGGAGAUUUCGUGCAGGACGCCAGCAGGAAAAGCUGAUAUCAGGCCAUGAAACAGAAGUUACAGAUCAGGAAGACUAGUUGUUAAUGUACCUCUUUUGAUUAGUUAAGUCAGACUGCAUACAUUAAAACACCACUUGCCUGAACAUCUGUACUUUGAUCACUUUGUCUGGCAUUUGCUGUUUACCUCAUAAUUUCUCUCUGAGAUACAUGUAACUCGAAAACCAGGAAAUAGGGAACAUUUUGCUCAUCUCAUUUUGACCUCGGGUUAGUCCAACUAAUUUGACGUGAUCCUAGGAUAUAUUGAGAUGAUUUUUUCAUAUGGGCAAUAUCCCCACAAGUGUCAAACACUCGAAAGACCAAAAUAGUCGAAGCAAUUUCUGAUGAAAUUUUCAUCACUGCCAACGCUUUACAUACUGUAGGUUUAAAUGCUGAUAAUUUCUCGUAUUGGCUGUAAAUUCAAAUAAAACUUACAUGUAUCUAAAGGGGAUUUAAUUCCUGAUAGAUUUAUGUAAAAUUCUCAAAUAAUAUCCAAAAUUACUAAUUUAUGUAUGUACUGUACAUGAUUAAUGUUUACCGUGUCUGCACAAGAGUUGAAACCAAUAACUUUACAUGACUGUACUGUGAUUUAUCUUCCAUUAUUUGGUCCUUCAAAGUGUUUACAUGACUGUGUACUGUGAUUUAUCUUCCAUUGUUUGGUCCUUCAAAGUUUUGAUGUUUAGAUUGCCCGUCACAAAUAUAAAACAAUCUGAAUGUCGAAUUAUGUUUGACUAUACCUCAGGUGAUCUGUGUUUUAUUGUACUGACAAGCAAUUCGCUGACCAAUAGAAAGCAGUGCUAGUCGAGAUAAUCAAGAAAAAAAUAGACUUAAUUGUUCAUGAAUAAUGUAUUGUGAAAAGUUUGUGCUUUCAGAAGUUCAAUGUAUCUUUCAACACUUUAAGAAAAUUGUUCACAGUUUAUAGCAAAAUCUUUACCUGUAUUUAAGUGUACUAACUUAUGUAUGUAUCUUUCUCAUAAGUUUAAGAAGCACACAUGGUUGGGAAGUUUACUGAAGCUAUUUAUAUUAACAAAACUUACAUAUAACAAUAGCUGGUGAUCUUUCUGUCGGUGCUGUCUGCUCAAUUUGUUUGUAUGCAAAUUUAUCUCCAGUGAAUAUCCAGGGUUGGCAUUAAAGCGGGAAAUACUCAUAUUUCCCAGGACGGUGAGAAAUACAGGGAAUUCCCAGGAUAUACUGGUAAUUCCCCGGGCAAUACUGGGAAAUAUGAUUCAGACCAAUAUAUUUUAUUCUUAAGAACAGCUAUACACCCUAGAAUAUUUUCAUAAUCCCUUUAUACCAAUCCAUUUGUGUUAACAUUCAGGUGAGUAGUCAGUGACAAUACACUCAUUAGUUGGUAGGUAUCAGUGACAAUAAUACACUGCCUCAUCCACUGGUGUUGACUAUAUUACAUGUUACAAACAACUUAAUAGCACCCGUUACAUAUUUCAAUAAAUCAGUACAAAAUUCAAUUUAUAUCUCUGAACUUUUAACUAGCUAUAAUAGAUGUCCUAUUAUGUGUACUGCUUGCUUUUUCACGUAUAUGAGCCGCGCCAUGAGAAAACCAACAUAAUGGGUUUGCG